AUGUCAUCCAUCACCAUUGCGACCCUCCCUCGCUUGAGUAGAGAUGCCCUAUCCGCACUCCUGCACUCCACUAGCACACCUACCACAUUGGCCAUUAUUGACGUCCGUGACUCUGAUCAUGUUGGGGGCCAUAUUCGCUCUUCAACUUGGGUCCCGAGCUCUACCCUCGAUGUCCGCAUGCCAGAGCUCAUCCGCACUCUCCAAGAUAAGGAGAAGGUAGUUUUUCACUGCGCCCUAAGCCAGCAACGUGGCCCGUCAGCCGCAUUGCGUUAUGUCCGCGAGCGUGAGCGCACCCUCGGUGCCGAAGAGAGCCAGAAGCAAGAAGUUUACGUGCUCGAGGGUGGCUUCGUUCAAUGGCAGGAGAAGUAUGGCAAAGACGAACAGCUGACUGAGGCUUAUGUCGAGGACAUCUGGCGCGAAUACUGA
This is a messenger RNA of Penicillium macrosclerotiorum, 426 nucleotides long. Its product is annotated as phosphatase YCH1. The record is from RefSeq and is a predicted model, not a curated record. The transcript has 2 exons. Bases 1 to 426 code for a protein of 141 amino acids. NCBI's taxonomy places the organism in Eukaryota, Fungi, Ascomycota, Eurotiomycetes, Eurotiales, Aspergillaceae. Gene Ontology annotation, cellular component: cytoplasm; nucleus. Gene Ontology annotation, molecular function: protein tyrosine phosphatase activity.